UUCAGUACUGGUCGGAUUAUCAGCUAGAAUGGGAUGCAAAAGAUUAUGGUGACAUUUCCAGUAUCCGUAUCAGGCCUGAGCUUAUAUGGACACCAGAUGUGGUAUUGUUUAAUAAUGCUGAUGGCAACUAUGAAGUUUCAUACAAACCAAAUGCUGUAAUUGAUAAUAUGAGCAAUGUAACUUGGAUUCCUCCUGCUAUUUACCAAAGUUCUUGCACAAUAGAUGUAGAAUAUUUUCCAUUUGACCAGCAAAGCUGUGAGAUGAAGUUUGGUUCAUGGACGUUCAAUGGAGACCAGUUGACAUUUAUAUGGAAGCAGGGUGACAAACUGGAUUUUACGGAUUACCUCGCCAGCGGUACCUGGGAUAUUGUUGAUUGCCCCGGUAAAGUGUCGACUAUCACUGAGAAGGAGACCGGCGUGAAAAAGACCUUAGUUGUGUUCACUUUGAUUCUUCGCCGAAAGACAUUGUUCUAUACUGUCAACUUGAUCAUACCCUGCGUUCUUAUAUCUUUUGUUAGUGUAUGUGUGUUUGCACUUCCUGCAGACGCUGGAGAAAAGAUGACACUUUGUAUAUCCAUUUUACUGGCCCUGGUUGUAUUUUUACUGUUGGUUUCCAAAAUUUUACCCCCUUCUCUGACUAUUCCUCUUAUUGCCAAGUAUCUCCUUUUCACUUUCAUCAUGAAUAUUUUUGCCAUCGUUCUAACCGUUAUCAUUAUAAACAGAAAUUACCGCACACCACGCACGCACAAAAUGCCAACCUGGAUACGUGUUGUCUUUCUUUAUUAUCUUCCAAAAAUUUUAUUCAUGGAACGGCCAGACCACGACGAUCGCUGGCAAAGUAAAAAGAAGAGUCAACCUCAGGUGGAAGAGGUGACCGUUCCUGAGCAGCCACGACAUUACUCUGCUGCAGCGGCAAGACGUGCAGACUUACUGGAGUUGCACGAAAUUCAUCACCCAAACUGCAAGCUCAACUCCAAAUCUACCUCCACAGAUUAUAUCCGGAGAGAGCCUGAUAAUGUUGAACAAUUUUCGAUGACACCACACAUUAUACGUGCAUCAGAGGCUGUGAAGUUUAUUACACAGCAUUUAAAAAAUGAAGAUGAGUAUGAAUCUGUAUUAGAUGACUGGAAGUACAUUGCCAUGGUCUUGGAUCGUCUGCUAUUAUAUAUCUUUCUAGCAGUGACAUUCGGUGGAACUGUUGGCAUUCUAAUGAAUGCUCCACACAUAUUCGAGUAUGUUGAUCAAGACGCCAUCAUCAAAGCGAUCAUGAAAGAAAAUGCAAGGAACACUCCCGCAUGAAGAAGACAAAAGAAGAAAAGUCUGGAAUAAAAAAAGAAAAACAAGAAAUACGCAGAGACAGAGAGAGGAAAAAAGAAUUUCAAAAAAGAUGAGGAAAACAGAACAGGAAAAAGCAAAAAAGAAUAAUAUAUAAAUAAAAAAAGAAAUUUAUAAGUAGAAAUCUGUGAAGGAUUGGUGAAGAGUGUUGAUGAUGAUGCUAGAUAUAAUACAAGCAAAAACAAUAACUUCCAUUGUUUUAAUUAAUUAUUAAUACUUUUUUUAAUUUUUUUAAACAGACCCUUUUUUUUUUUUUUGAAUUUCUACAUGAUUUUGGCUACGAAAAAUUGCAGAAAAUUAAUAACAAAUAACAGAAUUAAGUGAGGAGACAGUAUUUAAUAAAAUAAAACAACGGACAAAUUAACGAAGGCAAAAAAAAAAAAAAACCCAAAAAGGUAACAAAAAA
This is a messenger RNA of Octopus sinensis (East Asian common octopus), 1740 nucleotides long. RefSeq names its product acetylcholine receptor subunit beta-like 1. The record is from RefSeq and is a predicted model, not a curated record. Gene Ontology annotation, biological process: regulation of membrane potential; monoatomic ion transmembrane transport; signal transduction. Lineage: Eukaryota; Metazoa; Mollusca; Cephalopoda; Octopoda; Octopodidae. Gene Ontology annotation, cellular component: neuron projection; synapse; membrane. The coding region runs from base 168 to 1298 and encodes 376 amino acids. The transcript is spliced from 3 exons. Gene Ontology annotation, molecular function: neurotransmitter receptor activity; extracellular ligand-gated monoatomic ion channel activity; transmembrane signaling receptor activity.